AUGGCCACUCCAAUACCCAAUCCAAACGAUAAUGACUCUUAUUUGGUUUACAUUCCUGCAAUCAUUUUCCUGGUCAUAAGUCCUAUUGUCGUUGUGUUGCGAAUAUGGGCGCGGUUGAGGCAAGGUGGGAAUAUGGGGGCUGAUGACUGGACUGCUAUUGCGGCCUUGAUAUUUGCACUUCUUACCAGUGCUUUUUUGAUGACAUGCUGCCAUUACGGCAUGGGCCGACAUUUCAAGUACAUAGAACACCAGAAUCAGAUCGAAACACUAAAGUUCCUGUACAUGUCGCAAAUCACCUAUAAAGCGGCAAUUAAUCUCACCAAAUGCUCCAUUCUACUACUCUAUCUGCGUCUAUUUGAGAUUGUUCGUUGGAUGAGAUGGACUUGCAGGGGCCUCCUCGCUUGCGUUAUUAUUUACUGCAUAUCUUCGAUGACCGCGACGAUCUUCCAGUGCAACCCGGUUGCCAAAGCCUUCGACAAGGCCCGGACAGGAACCUGCAUCAACCUUGCCACGUUCUGGUUCGCCAACGCCGGAUUCUCGAUCGCUACCGAUGUUAUUAUUCUUCUGCUUCCCAUGCCUCUAGUAUACGGGCUAGAGGUACCUCGGGCUCAGAAACUCGCUCUAAUGGCUGUGUUCGCCAUUGGUGUUUUCGUCGUCAUCACCUCAUGCCUCCGAGUCACAACCCUCGAUGUUUUCGCUACCUCGACCGACAAUACAUACGAUAUCGCGAAUGUGAUGUGGACAAUCAUCGAACCAAACGUGGCUAUCGUCUGCGCAUGCUUGCCAACUCUGCGACAACUGGUUGUCAAACUAUUCCCAGCACUCGGAAGUAAAAACUCAGCCAACAGAUACGGCACCCCUGGCUACGAUUCGAACGGGUACGGCUCGAAGUCGAGGGGCUCAAGGGGUACGGGAAGAAGAAGUCAAGCACCACUUACGUCUACAGAUGAAUGGGUGGAACCGGGCGCGAAGUCCAACGGCAUUCACAUGACGACUAUUCAGCGAAACAACUCGAAUGCAGGGAGUGAAGAGAGUAUUCUGGCUGGCGGGCAGAACGAUGCAAAUAACGGAAUAAAGAGGACGGUGGAGUAUAGUAUUCAGUAUUCUGAGAAGAAGUGA
Molecule: messenger RNA, 1119 nt
Organism: Trichoderma gamsii
Lineage: Eukaryota; Fungi; Ascomycota; Sordariomycetes; Hypocreales; Hypocreaceae
Product: integral membrane protein
Exons: 4
Coding region: 1-1119 (372 amino acids)
Source: RefSeq, a predicted model, not a curated record